AUGUCGAAGAGGGAUGGAGUCCAGCUUAAGUUGAACGGAGACAAGAUUAAUCUGGAAACGAAGAGGAGGAACGAUUGCGGCACGGCCAGCUCGAAGAGUUUGUUGUCGGGCAAGAAGUACUCGAGACCGGCUUCUACUAUACCUUCGUUUAACCGUUACGAGGACAUUCUAAACGAUGAUAAACGACCAUCAUCGGCCGGUUACGUACCGAAGAGACUACCACCGCUCGAUCUAGACUGUUUACAUGAAGAUUUCGAAGCCGACAUUCUCCCGUCAUCGUUCAUACUGGAAAACAUGCUGAAAGAACCGUCGGAUCCGUGGAAAGACGCCAAAUUCCUGGAAAGCUACAACACCAAUUUACCAUCGAGCAAAGAUACCACUUGCGAGGAACACACUUCUCUAUCGUCAGACGAAAACGAUGCCAGGAAACUCGAAAUCGAAGAAGACAAACAAGAUUAUUACGGGCAUUCGAACAUGCAGCCCGGCGUGGCUACGAAACCGCCUCUACCGAGGCCGCCCGAAACCUCCCAUCAGAAGUACUACAGAGACGACAAAGGCAUGGACGCCAUCACGGCCUACUUGACCAUCAAAUACGAAGCGGAAACUUCCAAAAAAGACCCGAAAAUCGACAGUAAUUACUUCGAGAAGUUGGCGUUGAACAAACGUUUGGAGAAACUCAACGCGCCUACUAUCAAAAUAUCGGAAGAAGAUGAAGUAGCCGAUAAAAUCGAAGAAAACAAUUUGACGGAUACGUCGAAAAUGGCGGGGAAAUGGCCGGAUCUGCCGGACAUAUCCGAGAUCGAUUUGGACCGGUUGUUCGAUGUGGAGAAGAAGAGCAAGAGGAAGAACACCAAGCGGAAGAUUCGAAUAUGCGGCGGCAAACGGGAAGAAACGAAGAACGCGGAAAUCGAGUCUUGGAUGAGCGAAAGAAGCGAUGGAAAAUCCAAUAGUUAUUUGGACAUGUUGAACAGCUUGAGCGAAUUCGAUGGGAAAGAAGCAGCAGGUGAUUCGCCUGGUGGUGAUAGAAAUUCGAAUUUGAGCGGCAGUUUCGACGAUAUCGUUUCCAUUCUCGAGGCUUUGGAAGAAGAGGACAAAAAAUCACAUCAAAAAAUCGCAACGGUGAAGAAAAUGGUGGAUUUGAGUCUAGAAAGAGAAGACCAUCAAUUAUCACCCAAAACGCAAAAUCUCACAGAAGAUGUUCGAACCGAUACAAACGAUAACAAAGCUGAAAUGACCGAUUAUUUUUUUCCUAAAUUAAUGGAAGAAAAUGGCCACAAGGAACUUCCCAUUACAACACCACAAAAUUACGACUUCGGACAUGACACUUCGAAGGAAAAUUCCACGAACUAUUGCCAACUGCUGUCGUAUUUAGACGAAGUAGACAGGAACUGCAUACAGUCAUUAGAAGAGGCCAAUCACCGAACCGAAUUCGCCACCAAAUCCACCAUUAAAUUAGACACUAUACCAAGACCGGAAGACCUUCGAGCAUUGUCCUGCGAAGAGCUCAUCGGGCAGAUCGUCGACCUGAGCCUGCGCCUCAAAGACAAAUCCUCCUCCAUAUCGUUGCUGCAAGACGAGAUGAGCAAUCUUCGCGAGAAAGUCAUCGGCCAGUCCAAAGUCACCGAACGAACGGUCAAGCAAAAAUUGAAGGAGCAAAAGGACGAGUACGAGGGAGUGAUCAAACGCCACCAGAAAUUCAUCGAUCAACUGAUAGCCGAUAAGAGAUCGUUGAAUCAACAAUGCGAAAGCCUCAUACAGGAACUCAAAGUGGUGGAGGAUCGCUACAACACCAACACCAGAGCCUCGGAGCACAAACACCAAACGGAAAUGAGGAAGCUGAAGGAAAUGCAGAUGGCCGGCGAGAAGCUGAGAAGGCAAAGCUGGAUAGACAACAAAACGCAGAAAAUCAAGGAACUAACGGUGAAGAGCAUCGAACCGGAAUUGGCGAGCAUGGAGAAACGCUACCAGCAGGAACUGGCCGACAUCAGGUCGCUCCACAAGCGCGAAAUCGAAGAUUUGGAACUGAAAUCGGCCAGAAAAAUGCAACAGCAAUGCGAGAACCUCCGCCAGCAGCUCGUCGAAGAGCGCGAGAAAGCCCUAGCGCACGAAAGGGACGUGAUGCGCAAGCGCCACGAACAAAUGCUGGACGCCGAAGAGAAAUCCUUCCAGGAGCAGCGCCGACGGCUCUUCGCCGAUCACGCGAACAAAUUGAAGGAGUGCGAGGAACGCGAAGCGGCCGCCGCUGUCGACAAAGAGAAGCAACUGAAGCUGGCCCGAGAGGAGUUCGACGAGAGAUUACAGGUAGCGGCGAGGCGGCACGACGAGGAGUCGAAGCUGGUCGAGCAAUCCGUUCGCUUGGAGUUCGAGCGGUGGAAGGGCGAUUUGCAGCGACAGCAGGCGCAGCUGCUGGCCGAACGAGAGGCGACGAUGCGCGAGCAAAUGAGGCUGGAGAAAGAUAGAGAAGUGGAAGCGAUCGCCGGGCGAUUGGAGCUGGAAGCCAACGAUAACAAGGCGCAAUUGGAGAGGUGCACGGAGAAUAGGAUCAGGCGAUUGAGGGAGAAGUACGAGAAGGAGAUCAAGGAUUUGGAGGGUUCCGAGAAAGAUGCCAAAGCGAAAUACUGCGACGCCAAAGCCAAGUUGCUCGAUGCGGAAGAUGCCGCCAUCAAUUUACGUGCCAAUGUCAAGCAGUUGGAAGCUGCAUUGAAUGAAUCCAAAGAGGUGAUCGAGAAAUACAAAACCGAACGGCGCGAUUACGAGUCGAUUGUCAGGGCGCAAACGAAACAGGAUAUGGAUAAGCUGGAGGCGGAGGUGAGGCGGCUGAGGAGCGGGCGCGAAAAGGAGCUCCAACAGCUCUAUUCGAGGAUCAAGGUGUCGGUAUCGAGAAAGGACGAAAUCCUCGUCGAAUUGCGACAGGAACACAAGGCGUUGCAGGAGAAAUGCGCCUAUUUGGAGAACAUGCUCGAGCAACAGAGGAAAGAGUAUCUCAUCAAGAUUAAAUUCGAAUCUCGCUUGCGUUUCGGAGGGGGCGCGAAGCCCGCGAAGCGCGGAAACUUCGGAAGGAAAAUCCGCACGGUAGAAGGAAACCCGGGUCAGUCGAAUCGCGGCAGGCGUCGACGUCGCGACGCUUUUCCUCCCGUCCCCGGAAAAUCCGCUCGAACAUGCCGGGAGAUUUCGAUUCGUGCUAACGCGGCGAUUCUCGUUGUAUCGUAA
Molecule: messenger RNA, 3210 nt
Organism: Phyllotreta striolata
Lineage: Eukaryota; Metazoa; Arthropoda; Insecta; Coleoptera; Chrysomelidae
Source: the annotation of a GenBank genome assembly